ACCGUGGCCCUGUCCGUGGGGAAAAGAUCUCCUCUCCAAUGGCUCUCCUCCCCCAAAUCCUCCCUUCCCCGCGCCCCCACCCCCACCUCGCCGCCUCCCGCCACGCCUUCUCCCCGGCCCACGCAUUCCGCCGACCGCCUCGCCUCCACGCCCCCGGCCACCGCCGCCGGGCCCUCCUCGCCACGCCGCCCAGCGCGUCCGGGCCCGGCUCCUCCCCGCCCGACCCCGACGACGGCCUCGUGGAGCUCCCGCUCUUCCCGCUCCCGCUCGUGCUCUUCCCGGACGCGACCCACGCGCUGCACAUCUUCGAGUUCCGCUACCGCAUCAUGCUGCACACCGUGCUCGACACCGACCUCCGCUUCGGGGUCGUCUUCGCGGGCGCCGGCGGCGCCGCCGACGUCGGCUGCGUCGGCGAGGUCGUCAAGCACGAGCGCCUCGCCGACGACCGCUUCUUCCUCAUCUGCAAGGGCCAGGAGCGCUUCCGCGUCCACCGCGUCGUGCGCAGCAAGCCCUACCUCGUCGCCGCCGUGCGCUGGCUCGAGGACCGCCCGCCCGCCGACGCGCCCGCGCCCGGGGAGGACGCCGAGGCGCUCGCCGUCGAGGUCGAGGCGCUCAUGCGCGACGUCAUACGCAUCGCAAACCGCCUCAACGGAAAGCCGGACAAGGAGGUCGGGGACCUGCGACGGGGGCUCUUCCCCACGCCCUUCUCAUUCUACGUCGGCAACACCUUCGAGGGCGCGCCCAGGGAGCAGCAGGCGCUGCUCGAGCUCGAGGACACCGCCACCAGGCUGCGACGGGAGCGGGACACGCUACGCAACACUCUCAACUACCUCACCGCCGCCUCCGCCGUCAAGGACGUCUUCCCCUCCUCGCCCUCCUCGGGGUGA
This is a messenger RNA of Lolium rigidum, 887 nucleotides long. RefSeq names its product lon protease-like. The coding region runs from base 39 to 887 and encodes 282 amino acids. The record is from RefSeq and is a predicted model, not a curated record. The transcript has a single exon. NCBI's taxonomy places the organism in Eukaryota, Viridiplantae, Streptophyta, Magnoliopsida, Poales, Poaceae.